AUUUUGUCGUCCUCCCUCCUCCACGAGAAAAGUAAGAAAGGGAGAAGACGAAGAAUGUUACAGUUUCCGACGUUGAUGAGUCAGUUCCCGUCGUCGACGAAGGAAAUACCGGCGUCUUAUUUGCUUCCUUUACAGUGGCCUCAACCGCAGAACGAGGAGAUGCUUCUCGCCAUGGAAGAAGCUGAGUUCGAAGAAAAGUGCAAUGAGAUCAGAAAGAUGAGUCCUGCUUUACCGGUAAUUGGAAAACCAGUAGUUGACAACCAACAAGAAGAGGAUGAUAAUGAAGCAGAGGAUGAUGAUGCAGACAAUGCAGAGGAAUCAGAUGGUGAAGAGUUUGAGCAAGAAACCGGAUAGAAUAUCUUGAGGCUGGAAAACACACAAGGUUCAUUGAUGGAAUUAAUUAAGAUUGAACUUUAAGGCUACGUAUCUGAACCUUCUUGUGCUAAAACCAUUGUGAUUCUGACUUUGCAAGCCAUUUUUGUUUGUUUUGUUUUUUUGUCAAUAUAUUUUGGCCAUACAUUCAUUCAUUGGUCGUGGAUGAUUCGUAGUUCAUAUGUCUCAAAUCCCAUUGUCUUUAGUUUGUACAUUGAGAAUAAAACAUUUGGAAUGGUUUUGUUGUGUGUAA
Molecule: messenger RNA, 625 nt
Organism: Camelina sativa (false flax)
Lineage: Eukaryota; Viridiplantae; Streptophyta; Magnoliopsida; Brassicales; Brassicaceae
Biological process (GO): regulation of mitotic cell cycle spindle assembly checkpoint
Cellular component (GO): anaphase-promoting complex
Source: RefSeq, a predicted model, not a curated record